Cryptotermes secundus is the source of this 8296-nucleotide messenger RNA. RefSeq names its product Down syndrome cell adhesion molecule-like protein Dscam2. Gene Ontology annotation, cellular component: plasma membrane; axon. The transcript has 33 exons. Gene Ontology annotation, molecular function: protein binding. NCBI's taxonomy places the organism in Eukaryota, Metazoa, Arthropoda, Insecta, Blattodea, Kalotermitidae. The record is from RefSeq and is a predicted model, not a curated record. Gene Ontology annotation, biological process: axon guidance; cell-cell adhesion. Bases 446 to 6544 code for a protein of 2032 amino acids.
GUUGUUCGGUCAGUUGCAAUCGAAGAAGGCGGGAGUGUUGUGUACCCUCCGUAAGCGAUAAUGCGGAUUAUUUUUAACUUGUGUCAUUAUUAGUGCAGUGAUAAUAAGCCCGUUAUAAAAUACACACACAGCGAAUAGUUUAGGGAAACAUAGUAAAAGUACGUGAAUAAAGUUAUACUCUCUUAUGGACUUCUUAAAAGUUUAGUCCAAACGUAAUGGCUGACGAUUGUCGAGUGUAUAUGUGUACCCCGAGGAACCUGCAGGAACACGCAGUUAACACGGGAAAAGAUGGCGAGAUAAAAUUAAGUAUCGAGUUCUGGCGACCAGUUUGCGGUGUGUCCGACGCGCGCCGAACUCUGCCGACGCCGCCAGAUAGUUAGAGUUCGACGGCAAGGACGUCAGUUGCGAAUGAACUCUCGUACCGAGAGGCAGAAGGUAGUGCGCGAUGGGGCGUCUUGUCGCCCGGCUUGUUGUCUCCGCUGCUGUCUGCCUACUGCUCACAGAAAUUGAAGUGAAUGCGGGGUCUCUUUACGACACUCAGGGCCCCGUUUUUGUGGGUGAGCCUCCUCCUAAAGUAGAGUUCACUAACUCCAGUGGUGGGCGUGUGGAUUGCUCAGCCCGUGGCAAUCCGGAACCCACGGUCGAGUGGCUCGGACCUGACAACUUGGCCGUAACUUCCAUCCCUGGAAUCAGACUAGUGCUCAAUAACGGCUCAAUCUACUUCCCACCUUUCGACGCCGAGGUGUUCCGCCAGGACGUCCAUUGGGCCGUGUACAGGUGCGUCGUAGCCAACAGCGUCGGCACCAUCAUCAGCAGAGAGGUCACUGUCAGGGCAGUGGUGACCCAGCGGUACGAACCGGAAGUACAGAGUCCGGGUGGCUUUCUGGGAAAUGACGUCAUCAUCCGUUGCAACGUGCCCGCCUUCGUUAAGGAGCACGUGACUGUGACUUCCUGGCUACAGGAGCCCGCUUUCAACAUUUACCCAUCCACAGUAAGCGAUGGAAAAUAUCACAUGCUGCCUUCGGGGGAGUUAAUGGUCCUCAACAUCACCGCCAGUGACGCCAUGAGGUCCUACCGCUGCCGAACUCACCAUCAGCUGACACAAGAAGCCGUGGUCAGUCGAAACGUGGGACGAAUCCAGCUGACAGAUAUCCGAGGUCCGGUGCCCCCAGUUUUGAAUGAAAGAUUGCUCAUGCUGACAGCGAAAGUGGAUGACACCGUCGUGGUUCCUUGUGUCGCAUACGCCAACCCCAGGCCUCAGUACAGGUGGAUGUACCACCAACAGAACGGACACGAGACGGCGCUGGAGGGGACUGAGAGGCACAUUGUUCGUGACGGAACCCUCGUCAUCACGGCCGUCAGAGAGUCCGACGCCGGGACGUACCUCUGCAACGCCAGCAACAAGGAGGGCAGCGAGACUUUAGAAGUGCAGCUCAGCAUCAGUUCGCCGUUGCAAGUGCUUGUCCACCCCAGUCGCCAGAGGGUCGACCUAGGGAAAAGUGCGACUUUCCGCUGCAGUGUUUCGGGCUUUCCUCGCACGUCCAUACAUUGGCUCAAGGAUGGACAGCCCCUACGGACUGGGGCCCGAAUACGUCAGCCGUCAGAGGACAGAGUUCAUAUCUCGGCUGUGUUGAAGGAGGAUCGCGGGAUGUAUCAGUGUUUCGUCAAAAAUCAGAUAGAAAUGGCGCAAGGAUCCGCAGAGCUCAGAUUGGGAGAGGUGUACCCGCAACUGGCCUACAAGUUCAUAGAACAGACUCUCCAGCCAGGGUCUUCGGUGUCUCUGAAAUGCAGCGCUUCCGGGAACCCUACCCCCCGUAUCUCGUGGACUCUGGACGGUUUCUCCCUCCCCCAUAACGAAAGGUUGAUGAUUGGCCAGUACGUGACGGUGUUUGGUGAUGUGAUAAGCCACGUUAACAUAUCGACCGUGAAGCCUGACGACGGGGGCGAGUACGAAUGUGUGGCAGAGAAUCGUGCCGGCCGAACGAGCCAUGCAGCCAGACUAAACAUUUAUGGCCUGCCCUACGUGAGGCCGAUGCCCCCCAUUCCAGCGGUUGCUGGCCAGCAGCUGGUGGUCAAGUGUCCAGUGGCCGGCUACCCCAUUGACACCAUCAUCUGGGAGAAAGAUGGAGUGAGGCUGCCGACAAACAUCCGACAGCGCGUUACAAACGGGACACUCACCGUGGAGAAUGUUCAGAGGGCCUCGGAUCAAGGUACCUACAGCUGCACUGCACGCAACAAACAAAACUACACCGCACAACGAUCGGUAGACAUCCGCGUACUCGUGCCACCCAAAAUCACGCCUUUCAGUUUUGCCCGUGACUUAAACGUAGGCGACAGAACAAGUAUACAGUGUGUGGUGGUGACAGGGGACUUACCACUCAGCUUCAUAUGGCUCAAAGACCACUACAGCAGUCUCAAUCCAACAACAUCAACAACAAGUAUUUCCACAAGUAGCACAGGCACCACAACCGGUACGGACAUUACCACCCGACAGUAUGAUGACUUCACCAGUACGCUAAGCAUAGGGAGCAUCACGCGGGCACACAGUGGCAAUUACACUUGCCGGGUGAGCAACGCUGCGGCCACCGUCACACACACAGCACAACUCCAAGUGAACGUCCCUCCAAGGAUCUCCCCCUUUUAUUUUGAGGAUGGUGUGACAGAAGGAAUGCGAACGCAGAUAAUGUGUACAGCAAGCCAAGGAGAUCGGCCCUUUAACAUCACGUGGCGUAAAGAUUCGCUGCCCUUGGGCCACGAAAAUGACAACGAUGCUCCCUGGAUUAACGUUAGCGACUAUGCUCCAUUUUCUAGCAUUCUGACCAUAAAUACUGUAACAUCUAGUCAUAGUGGCAACUACACUUGUGUGGUCACUAACAAGGCUGGCAGUGCUGAAUACACAGCGCAACUGUCUGUCACUGUGCCUCCACGUUGGAUGGUGGAACCAACUGACCACAGUGUGGUACAAGGCAAUCCAGUAUCUCUUCACUGUCAAGUGGAUGGCUUUCCUAAACCCACAGUUACCUGGAAAAAAGCAGUUGGCACUGAACCUGGAGAAUAUCGAGAUCUCAGUUACCAUAGUCAACGAAUCCACAGUUUGGAGAAUGGUUCCCUUAUCAUCUCAAGAGCUACCCAGGAACAUGAAGGCUAUUAUUUGUGUCAGGCUGGAAAUGGAAUUGGGCCAGGACUUAGUAAAGUGAUUCUGCUAACAGUGCAUGCUGGACCUCGGUUCAAAGUACGAACACGGCAAGAAAUGGCACGAAAAGGUGAAACAGUACAUCUACGAUGUGAAGCAGAUGGUGAUCAACCUAUGGAUGUUACAUGGAAAGCAAAAGGCAGCCGCAUUGAAUCUGACUAUGAAAUGAGGUACUCAGUGAAGACAACAUCCCUGUCCCACGGUUCUCUGUCAAAGUUGACCAUAAUGGAUGUUUCACCUGUAGAUCGAGGGGACUUCACAUGCAUUGCUAGCAAUGCAUAUGGCCAGGAUCGAACCACAAUCCAACUUACGGUUCAAGAGCCCCCCAAUUUUCCCCGUAAUCUACACAUAGCAGAGCAGACAAGCCGUUCAGUGCUUCUCUCCUGGUCACCUGGAGCAGGAAGUGAUUCUCCUGUCACAUCUUAUAUCCUACAAUAUAAGGAAGCAUCUGAUAUAUGGCAUGAACACAAUCCACAACUCACAGUGGCUGGGGACCGCAGUGUGGUGCUCGUUGCAGGACUUCGCCCUGCCACAGUUUAUCACUUCAGGCUGUACGCUGAGAAUGCUUUGGGAACCAGUGCCCCUAGCGACCCCCUACAUGCUAUGACGGAAAGUGAGAUCCCAGGUGGUGCUCCCCGCCAGGUGUCUGUGGAGGCAACCAGUUCACAGGAACUCCAUGUUACAUGGCAGCCGCCUGAACGUCAGCUAUGGAAUGGAGAACUCCUUGGUUACAAAAUAGGAUUCAAAAGAAUUGGACCUGUUGCUGAAGAUGAAGGACCAUAUAACUUUACAAGAAUUGGUGCAGGAAUGGUUAAUAGUGAAGUUCGUCUCUCUGGACUGGAAAAGUUUACCAAGUACAGUGUGAUAGUUGAGGCAUUCAAUAACAGAGGUGAUGGACCAAGUUGUGAUCCAGUGAUUGUACAAACCUUAGAAGAUGUGCCCAGUGCACCCCCACAAGAUGUGAUUUGCACGCCUGUAUCAGCACAUGAUCUACAAGUCAGCUGGCAUCCACCUGACCGCUCCCACCUUCAUGGCAUUGUGCAGGGCUACAAGCUGUUCUAUGAACCAGUGGAGGAACGGUAUGAACCUGGAAAGCGAGAAAGCAAGGUAACAACUGCUACUACUGCUGUUUUGCAUGGACUCAAACCAUUCACCAACUAUAGUAUUCGACUUCUUGCCUCCACACGAGCAGGAGAUGGUGUUGUUAGUCCUGUUACAUUUUGUACCACUGAGGAAACAGUGCCUGAGGCUCCAGAGAAAGUGAAAGCUGUUCCUAGUUCAGAAAAUGCAGCAUUCGUUGGAUGGCUUCCACCUCAUCAUCCAAAUGGCAUUGUCACAAAAUACACGGUGCAUUUACGUAUUCUGGAACAAGGCCGAGAACUGAAGACUGUGAAGAAUCCUGUUGCAGCACAUCAGUUGUACUACGAAGUGUCUGGAUUAUUUGCCAGCAAAAUGUAUGAAGCCUGGGUAACUGCUGCUACCCGUGUGGGACAGGGCGCUGGUACAUCGGUUAUUCGUCUCUCCCCUGCUCCGUCUUCAUCCGUACCUGCAUCAAUUGUAUCGUUUGGCCAGCUUGUGACUGUGCCAUGGAAAGUUACUGUGAAGUUGGCAUGCCUCUGUGUGGGUAAGCCCCGACCCAGUGCAGAAUGGAGACUGGGGGAUUUAAACUUACACCAUCAGCCAAAGAUGGAAAUCAAUUCUGACAAUACACUCAUCAUUAUGAACGUAUUACGAAGCAAUGAAGGAAAUUAUUCUUGUCAUGUCCGAAACACCUAUGGAUCAGAUGAGAUCAUGUACUUCUUACAAGUUCAAGUGCCUCCUGCAGCACCUGUGCUGGUGGUGACAUCUGUGAUGCAGAAGUCAGUACAAUUACAGUGGAAACAGGGAGACACUGGUGGUGCAGCUGUGAGACAGUUCUUAUUGGCAUAUCGAUCAGUAGGUGAAGGCGGAGAGGCAGGAGAGUGGGAUGAACUGAGCAUUGAGCCAGGAGUUAGUAGACGUCUUCUUGAGGGCCUCUUGUGUGGUACACAUUAUCAGUUCCGGCUUGCAGCUGUCAACAAGAUUGGUAGUGGUAGUGCCAGUCCUGUGAUUGAUGUAACAACGAAGGGCUCAAAACCAGAAGCUCCAAAGUUAGAACACUUUCUCCAAGUCAAUAUGACAUCAGUUACAUUAUUAUUAGACACUUGGCAAGAUGGAGGUUGCCAGAUAAGGGCCUUUACUAUUGAAUACAGAGAAACUGCAGGAGGCUCACACUGGAAGUUAGUGGCUUCCAGUAUAGUAUCCCAACAAAGUUUCAUCUUGCAAGCACUUAUCCCUGCAACUCGUUAUGCACUGAGAGUGUCAGCACGAAAUCCAGCAGGCACCACUGUGGCACAGUACAUUUUUGUUACUCGGAGCACAAUACCAGGCCAACACCAGCACUCAUCUGACCAUGAUCUUAUUACUGGUACUGGAGAGGAGAGUGGAUCGCCUUUCUAUAUGGAUACUCAGGUUGUGAUUCCUGCUGCAGUAUCUGCUAUAGCUGUAGUAGGUGCCUUCAUAGCAGUUGUCUUCUGUCUUCACAGACGACCAGGAACUGGUGCAGCAGCUGGUAUAGGUGGACAAGGCUUGGAUGCAGGUUCUGGUCUUCAGGAUGCAACUGCUGCUUUGGAUAACAAGCACAAUGCAGAACAACGGGAACGUUAUUAUGCAACAGUCCGAAAACCUGCACAGUUACAGUCCCCUGGCCUUGAACGCAUACCAGAAUACUCUGAGGAUAUUUACCCAUAUGCAACAUUUCAUCUAGCAGAACAAGAAACCAUGGCAGGAAAUCCACAAAUGCCGAUGCAACAGGUGUUUGGUUAUGAGUGUUGUCCUGUGAACAGUAUACAAAGUAAACAGUGUGAUCCAGAACAUCAUUUAAAAACAAGAUCUCGGGCAGGUCGAAAAUCAAAACCUCACAAGUCAGAGAGUGAAGAAUAUGACAGCCUUGGCUCUGAUAGUGAUACAGAGCAAGGCACUUCCAGUCGUACUGAAUCCUCCAACCAUCUAGAUGAUCCAGGCCCUGGGGCAGGCAGGGCUGGCAUUCACAGACCAGCCCAUCACAAUUUCCUCUACCACACACAAGAAUCAAGUACAUCAACAGAGCCGUCACCAAUUUCUGAACACAGAACAUUUCCUUGCCACAACAAACUCAGAAGGUGUACUUCAGAGAUGCUGCAAGUAGAAUCAGAAGCCCUGGUUCUGCCACCAUCUGGCUUUGGUGAUGUCCAUACUCAUGAACUGAGUGAAGCUGAAUGCGAUAUUGGCAUGGACAUCAACCUGGCUCGAAAAAUCCGUCUUCAUAGCCAUGAUUUUACCAUAGCUGUGUGAGACCUAUUGAUAGGUUGCUGUCCGGAGGUUGUACUGAAGCCGAGGCAUGGAAAUGUGAAUGAGUACCAUAUUGGAGCAAACCCAAAUCAUCCAAUUUUUAACAUCUUACAUUUUGAGUAGAAAAUAUAUUAAUUUUCUUUGACUGCUUUUUGAAGGCAGUGGCCAACUAUAACUCUGUGAUCAGAACUCCUUAAAAAAUAUUCAAUUUUACUGUUCAAUGGGUGAGUUACUUCCUCUGUUUUAAUUAUAUAUUCAAUAUUUUUCACCCUUUGAAGUCUUCCUUGUUGAGAAAUUUUGAUAGUCUCACAAAAGUCUUCUUAGAACUGUGGAUAUGCAUAUGCAUGCAUGUGUUUUGGUCUGUGAGUCACUGUGCAAAUUCUUCCUAUUUCCUUUUAUUUGUAACUUAUUCUAAAGGUUAUACUAGUCUUUCAUUAUUGUGUUUUUUAUGCUGUGUGCGCAUGCAUGUGCAUGAGUGCACACACUCUAAUAUGAGGGAGAAAGGGCUGUUACCUAUUCUGACCGUGUUCAAGAAACAAUAAAACACUCUGAACACCAUCACCAGCAAUAUUCCUGAUUCUACACAGGUAGCAUUCAAGUCAUGUCAUUUGGGUUGACUCUAAUAUGUUAUCUGUAAUUUCAGCGGCAGUGUCAAAUUUAAAACUGUGUCUUGAGACAUUCUGGAUUAUUCCAGGUGUAAAUUUUGCAUAAACUUGUGUUGUAAUUUUGCAUAUGAUGAGGCUUGGAUUGUACACUCAGUAGAAUUCCUGGAUAAGAAUAUCAGGCUCAAUUUAUGUUACUGUUUGACUGUUGUCACAGAAUGAUAUAAGAAUGUGCAAGUUCAGUCAGUAUUUUUAAUUAUCUUUCUUUUUUUUUUAUCAAAAAUGAAGUAUAAUUUCCAACAGUGUGUUAAGUCAUCUGUCCUUUAUAAUGACAAAUUUUCUGUUAAAUUAUUAAAUAGGAAUAUUCAAAAUAUUAAUACACUUUUAAAAGAUGCAGAAGUCUUUAUAAACUUCUCAGGAAAUUACUUUUGAAUUGUGUGUAGCUAAAUAUAAAGACAUAAAAUUGCAGUCUAUUUAAAAAUGUGUUCUCAUCUUAACUUUUCUUUUUCUUUAAGGGAGUGAUUUAUUGUGAAUUGAAACUUUGAAUAUGUGGAAUUAUGUCCAUUCAAAAUCACUGAAGCCAUAUUGUCAUUUCAGAAUUUAUGAUCAUGUUGGGUGAUCAAGGUUUUCUUCUAUCUUUCGCAUGAAUUACAAUUACUGACCUAUCAAAUUUAGAAAACUGUCUUCUGCAAGCAGUUGGCAGUUUGCCUGAUAAUUAAGUCAAUACUUUGUACUUAAUCACACCAUUAGUUAUGAAUGAAUCACACCGUAUUUUAUUUCCCUAUCCUUAGUUCAUUUGAUGAUUCUUCCAAUAGCGUAGAUAAUAAAACAAUCAAUGGAUAAUGAAGAGGAAAUAAUGAUGUAGGAAGAGUUGUGUGCUAAGUCAAGGUACUAUCCUUGUGGGUUCCUGGAGUAAGUGAGAAACCCAGUGAAAGUUUCAGUAAGGACAGCUGGCCUCCUGCUAGAAAUUAGAACUCAAGUCCUCCCAAAUAUGAAGCAGGAAUGCCAGUCAUUCAAUCACAACAUUCAGUGAACAGUCUGUGCUCUGAAUUGAUUCUUGUGUUAAUUAUGAGUGGACCUGUGGAUACCUGCACAUUCUUAAAUAUAUUGACUUCUACAUUAUUGAAAGUUAUAUUUAUAAUAUGUUUGAAUA